AUGUCCAAGUCCAAGAACCACACUGCCCACAACCAGAGCCGCAAGGCUCACCGUAAUGGUAUCAAGACGCCCCAAAGCCACAGGACGCGGUCUAUGAAGGGUGUUGACCCCAAGUUCCGCCGCAACGCCAAGUACGCGCUUGUCGGUUCGAGAAAAGCCCGCUUGGAGGCGAAGGAGUCAUAG
Molecule: messenger RNA, 183 nt
Organism: Epithele typhae
Lineage: Eukaryota; Fungi; Basidiomycota; Agaricomycetes; Polyporales; Epitheliaceae
Product: ribosomal L29e protein family-domain-containing protein
Exons: 5
Coding region: 1-183 (60 amino acids)
Biological process (GO): cytoplasmic translation
Cellular component (GO): cytosolic large ribosomal subunit; ribosome
Molecular function (GO): structural constituent of ribosome
Source: RefSeq, a predicted model, not a curated record